Trichobilharzia regenti is the source of this 477-nucleotide messenger RNA. The record is from the annotation of a GenBank genome assembly. Lineage: Eukaryota; Metazoa; Platyhelminthes; Trematoda; Strigeidida; Schistosomatidae.
CGAAAAUAAAUGGUCUCACACCAAAGUGAGUUUGAAAACUGGUACCAACAGUGUUUUAAUGAGUCAGUCAAUCAGUGCGAUCUUGAAGUGGGUAUUCCAAAGAAAACGGAUCCAUCGAAUUCAAACACUAUAACAAAUAAUAAUAAUAACAAUUGUAACAGUAUGAAGAAGGCGUUAAUAGACAUCAACUUCAAUGAAAAAGAGAAACUAUGCAUCAGUACGCAAAACUCUGAAAAAGAUUAUCUAGAUGAAUUCCAGCAAAUUCAAGAGAACAAUUUAUCAGAUCGUAAAGGCUUGUUAUCGUAUGAACACGCUAAAGAGAUGUUUGCUUACAAAACGAAAUCGCCUCCACAGACAGAAGGCGACUACAACGAUGAGGAGGAGGAGGACAAGGCGAAACUUGAACAAACCAGCAGCAAAAUACAACAGGAGGGGUCGGAGUGGGGUGGGAUGGAAAAGAUCAGCUCAGCAACGUAA